AUGCCGCCGCCGCGCCAAGCCCGCCUCUCUUCCCGGCCCUACUAUUCCGUGGCAGCUGCGGAGCGUAGCAGUAGCACCAGGGGCUGGCUGGCCGUCCGUCGAAACAGGCCCUCCAAGCGGGCGCGGGCGCCGGUCGACACGAUCGCGCAAGGCGACGAGGACGGCACGCCGCUCACGGAUGAGAUCCUCGUCGGCAUCUUCGCCGGCUUGCCGGAUUUCUCCGAUCUGGUCCGUUGCGCGGCCACAUGCAAGCGGUGGUGCCGCCUGGUCUCCGGCGAGGCCUCCUUCAUCUGCCGCAGUAGGCGCUGCCGGCCCUACGUCCGCAGCCUCGCCCUUGGUUUUUUCUACUUGCACCGCCGAGGCGCCGUGCCACGCUUUGCCGCCACCGCGUCCGCCUCGCGCCGACUCGCCCUUCGGCAGCCCUCGCUGAACGCACUCGUGGAAGGCCUGGACGACGGCCUGUUCGAUUCAUCUAGACUCGUUGCCUCCCGGAACGGCCUCGUCGUCGUCGAGCUCCAGCGUGGGAAGCGCGAGCGGGCACUGAAGCUAUGCGUGUGCAACCCAAUGACCGGGGAAGUUACUGUCCUCCCGUCCCUCAGCGGCAAGGAAAUCGUGCGACCGUAUGCUUCUACCAUCGUCACCGCCGACGAUGACAACGACAACGACGAUCGGACUAUCGGAGUCACAGCAGGGACUCGCCGAGAGCACAGUCAGAUCCAUUCUUCAGACUGUGAAAUUGUGGCUCCGCCGCUGGAUCGGAGUCACGGCAGGGACUCGCCAAGAGCACCGUCCUCUUACAACGUGCUGCUCGUGUACUGCCGGCGCGGCUUUACUGCAUGCCGGACCUACGUGUCCGACAGCGGCCGGUGGGGCCCCGAGGAAAAGGUGACUGAUGCCAGACGUCUGGGCAAAAAGCAGAUGGCAGCAAUGGCGGCGGGCAAGAGCGUCGUGGUCCACAAGGUGGUGUACUGGCAUGCAAAGACCAUGGUGUUCGGGCUGCGCCUCGACACGCUGCAGGCACAACACGUGGACAUGCCGCCAGUCACCGGAAAUGACCCCGCCGGCAACACGCUGUUGGGCGUGUCGCCGGAGGGGAGGCUGCGCGUCGUCCAGGUUGUUGAAAUGACAUCCUACCCCAGCCCGGCGAUGGUCAAACGGAGCGUCGCCAUUGUCGUGGUCACCGGCCGGAGUGCCACCAACGGCACAUGCCUAUGGGAUCAGCCCGAGCCCCGGCAGCUGCAGUGGAUGUGUGAAAAGAGCGGGAUGGUCUUCUUCACUGCUGGGUGGGACAAUGACCAGACAGGUGACGUGUACGCGAUGAGCCUCGACAAGCAAGAGGUGGAGAAGGUGGCGAAUCACCAUGGAGGUCCAUCUUGGGAGAACUUGCAUGGGUACGAGAUGGACAGGACGUCAUACUUGUCCUCGCUCGCCAUGGACGACGAUGACCCAUGA
Molecule: messenger RNA, 1452 nt
Organism: Miscanthus lutarioriparius
Lineage: Eukaryota; Viridiplantae; Streptophyta; Magnoliopsida; Poales; Poaceae
Source: the annotation of a GenBank genome assembly